AUUGUGUGUGUUUUGACAAUGGCGAAUAUAGUUUCAUCUCGAACGAAAAGGAUUGUUCACUUAGCUCAAACUUCUUAUCAUUCCGGUGAGUAAAAUUAUCCAUGCCAAAUUUACACAGCACUAAUUGCUGUAUGUUUGUAAAUGAGGAAUUCGAGAACUGCAAUCAUCCUGAUCUAGACAUAGACGAAGGUUCAUCUUCCGAAACGGAGAAUAACAUCGAGAAAAUAACUGAAGUCGACGAUGAGAUGACGGUCGAGUCGGGUGACGCACAAGAUAUGUUUUUCGCCAAGGAUGAAACAGUUUGGCUAAAGGAACCUUUCAAGAGGAAGCGACAGCGAUAAAAAAACGUAAUAAAAACUCCUGAAGGUGUUAUUCCCCAAGUACCUAGAGAUAGCAGCAUUGCAGACGUUUUCAAGUUGUUUAUAUCUCCCGAAAUCAUCCAAACUAUAGUGACCUACACAAACCAAAGGGCAGCUUACGAAAUAGAUAAUCACAACGACAGUGAAGAGGGUUUGGUUUGGAAAGAUGCAGAUGAAAUUGAGAUAUAUGCCUACAUUGGAUUGCUGAUAUGCUCCGGAGCACUCAAAAGCAACAGGGAACCUGUAGUCAUGCUCUGGCAAACCGACCCAUGUUUCCAACGUCCAAUAUUCUCAGCUACAAUGCCGCGAACGAGAUUUUCUCAAAUUUCAAGUUGGAUGCGCUUUGACAAUAAAGACACCAGAGAAAAUAGAAGAAAAACAGAUAAAAUGGCACCUAUAAGAGACUUAUCCGAUAGCUUCAUAAAUAAUUGUAAAAAGUACUACAAUUCUGGUUCUCAUUUGACCGUGGAUGAACAACUAGUGCCAUUUCGUGGUAGGUGUCCAUUCCGUGUAUAUAUGAAAAGCAAACCUGCCAAGUAUGGCAUCAAAGUUUGGGUACUGGCGGAUGCAGAGACGCCGUACUGCAAAAACCUCCAAAUAUAUCUCGGAAAAAAAGGAAAUGUUCCAGAACGCGAUCAAGGUAAACGAGUUGUGCUAGAUUUGGUUUCGUGUUUGGGCUCGGGUUACGGUAUCACUACGGACAAUUUUUUUACUUCUCUUGAGCUAGCCGAAAACCUACUAGACAGAAAUCUUACCUUGUGCGGAACACUGAGAAGAACGAAGACAUUUCUACCAACGGAAUUUUUACCUUCUCGAAAACAGCCAGUAUAUUCCUCGAUUUUUGCUCACCAACCGGAGGUUACUAUGGUAUCAUAUGUGCCCAAACAGAACAAAAGCGUAAUACUGCUGUCCUCAGAACAUCGUGAGGGUACCGUUUCAGAGCAAAAUCACCAGAAACCAGACAUGAUAAAUUCACUAUAAUUCUACUAAGGGUGCAGUUGACGCCCUCGAUAAAAUGGUAGCGGAAUAUAGCUGCAAUAGACAGUCAAAAAGGUGGCCAGCGGUUGUUUUUAUGAAUUUUAUAGAUGUUG
Molecule: messenger RNA, 1450 nt
Organism: Photinus pyralis (common eastern firefly)
Lineage: Eukaryota; Metazoa; Arthropoda; Insecta; Coleoptera; Lampyridae
Product: piggyBac transposable element-derived protein 3-like
Exons: 1
Coding region: 609-1340 (243 amino acids)
Source: RefSeq, a predicted model, not a curated record